AACGGAGUCACCAUUAAAUUUCGAAAAGUCUUAAUCAAUAGCUUUUGGUUGAGUAGAUAAGCAAAGAGCCCCAGCAGCCAGGCUCAAAAAACUCCCAUUCCAGGCUGAAAUCUUCUUCUGUUUCACUUUACCUCACUCUGUUUCAUGAUGUGUUACUUCGACCAGGUUGUCUGGGCUUGCGGCAAUUGGAAGUGGGGCAGGUUUCGCCAACAAUGCAACAAAGAGUACCGCAUUGGAGAGACCUGCGGAUUGAAGCUCGUGUAUGGGCGGCAAGACGAAGCAAAAAAAUGCAAAGUAUGCGAUCAAGUGACGAAGAAGGAAAACCGGAUUAGAAGGACGACCGAAAGAAUGGCUCGGCUUCGUGAAUGGAAGCAUUUGGCCAGCCUUGAAAGAUGUGAAGAAGAGGUGGCUUCCCUGAGGGAUGAAAUUUUGAGACUGCGCGAGCAACACAGCACAGACAUGUGUGGAGGAGCCGCCUUCCGCCUCGAGUCCGGAAGUCCAUUCGAGCCCCAUGCCAGCAUUGGCGGUCCAUUCUCUUGCCCGUCGAUUCCCGUCAGCCUGUCUGAAACGCAAGAUGACCUACCAUCACCUAUGCUCUUCGAAAUCUAUGCAGCCAGGCGUCAGACGCGGCCAAAAGACAACAGCAAUCAUCUAUCACGUCUCCAAAAACCUCAGCUGGAGUCAAAAAGCGCAGAAAACUUUUGGCUUAAACUUCCUCGUCAGUCAAUGGUUGGCUCAACGCACUGCGCAGCCGCUGGUAAUGGCUAUUUUACCAAGUUCAAGGAGAGGAGGAGAGCGGGGGACUGUAACGGACCCAGGGACAAGGCUGGAGAUGCCGAUGUGAUGUCUUGUUGAGCGAAUACGGCGCUGUUAUACUUUCGAUUAGUCACGAGAAAUGUACCUUGCAUCGCUCAUGUGGCCUUCGGAUUACUGCUAAGCUGUGCUUCAAUAAUUACCAAGUGGAGGUUUACGAUCUAAGGUACAGGCGUAC
Ilyonectria robusta is the source of this 991-nucleotide messenger RNA. RefSeq lists its product as uncharacterized. NCBI's taxonomy places the organism in Eukaryota, Fungi, Ascomycota, Sordariomycetes, Hypocreales, Nectriaceae. The record is from RefSeq and is a predicted model, not a curated record. The coding region runs from base 145 to 855 and encodes 236 amino acids. The transcript has a single exon.